CUCCGAGAGCUUAUAACAACUUAGAACGCUGCGCCUUACUGCGCGCUGCGGUGCGACUGUGCGUCCCCCGUCCGGGCGCCGGACGCGUAGCCCGGGCUCUAGCCCUCUCCGCGCAGCCUGUUGACUCCUUCGCCACCCUCACUCUCCUCCUGCUCGCCAUGGAGUCCUUGGCUUUCCCCCGGCGCCCCGGCCCAGCUCCCUCGACCGCCGCCGCCCCGGCCGCGGAGCUCGCCCGGCCUGCGGCUGACGGGCUCAUCAAGUCUCCCAAGCCCCUGAUGAAAAAGCAGGCGGUGAAGCGACACCACCACAAGCACAACCUGCGGCACCGCUACGAGUUCCUGGAGACCCUGGGCAAGGGCACCUACGGGAAGGUGAAGAAGGCGCGGGAAAGCUCGGGGCGCCUGGUGGCCAUCAAGUCAAUCCGGAAAGACAAAAUCAAAGAUGAACAAGAUCUGAUGCACAUACGGAGGGAAAUUGAGAUCAUGUCAUCACUCAACCACCCUCACAUCAUUGCCAUUCAUGAAGUGUUUGAGAACAGCAGCAAGAUCGUGAUUGUCAUGGAGUACGCCAGCCGGGGUGAUUUGUAUGACUACAUCAGUGAGCGGCAGCGGCUCAGUGAACGCGAUGCCCGGCAUUUCUUCCGGCAGAUUGUCUCUGCCGUGCACUACUGCCACCAGAAUGGAGUUGUCCACCGGGAUCUCAAGCUGGAGAACAUCCUCUUAGAUGCCAAUGGAAAUAUCAAGAUUGCUGACUUUGGCCUCUCCAACCUCUACCACCAAGGCAAGUUCCUGCAGACGUUCUGUGGGAGCCCCCUCUAUGCCUCACCUGAGAUUGUCAACGGGAAACCCUACAUGGGCCCAGAGGUGGACAGCUGGUCCCUGGGCGUUCUCCUCUACAUCCUGGUCCACGGCACCAUGCCAUUUGACGGGCAGGACCAUAAGACGCUGGUGAAACAGAUCAGCGACGGGGCCUACCGGCAGCCACCUAAACCCUCUGAUGCCUCUGGCCUGAUCCGGUGGCUGUUAAUGGUGAACCCCACACGCCGGGCCACCCUGGAGGAUGUGACCAGUCACUGGUGGGUCAACUGGGGCUAUGCCACCCGUGUGGGGGAGCAGGAGACUCUCCAUGAGGGAGGGCACCCUGGCAGCGACUCCGCCCGUGCCUCCAUGGCUGACUGGCUCCGGCGUUCCUCCCGCCCGCUCCUGGAGAACGGGGCCAAGGUGUGCAGCUUCUUCAAGCAUCACACGCCUGGUGGGGGGAGCACCCCCCCUGGCCUGGAGCGCCAGCAUUCGCUCAAGAAGUCCCGCAAAGAGAAUGACAUGGCCCAGUCUCUCCAGGGUGACCUGGCUGAUGACAGCACCCCUCGCCCUGGCAAGAGCAACCUCAAGCUGCCGAAGGGCAUUCUCAAGAAGAAGGCAUCAACCUCUUCAGAAGGGGCAAAGGAGGACCCUCAGGAGCUCAGCCCAGUGCCCGUGAGCCCAGGGCAGACUGCCCCUGUGCUCCCCAAGAAGGGCAUUCUCAAGAAGUCCCGGCAGCGCGAGUCUGGCUACUACUCCUCUCCUGAACCCAGUGAGUCUGGGGAGCUCUUAGACGCAGGUGACGUGUUUGUGAGUGGGGACUCCGUGGAGCAGAAGCCCCCCCAAGCCUCUGGGCUGCUCCUCCAUCGCAAGGGCAUCCUCAAACUCAAUGGCAAGUUCUCUCGCGGGGCCUUGGAGCUGACAGCCCCCACCACCUUCGGCUCCUUGGAUGAACUUGCCUCGCCUCGCCCCCCAGCCCGGGCCAGCCGCCCCUCAGGGGCUGUGAGCGAGGACAGCAUCCUGUCCUCUGAGUCCUUUGACCAGCUGGACUUGCCAGAAAGGCUCCCCGAUCCCCCGCUGCGGGGCUGUGUGUCUGUGGACAACCUUAUGGGGCUUGAGGAGCCCCCCUCCGAGGGCCCUGGAAGCUGCCUGAGGCGCUGGCGGCAGGACCCCCUGGGGGUUAGCUGCUUUUCCCUGACAGACUGCCAAGAGGUGACAGAGACCUACCGACAGGCACUGGGGGUCUGCUCAAAGCUCGGCUGAGGGGUGGGCGGGCAAGCUCUAAGAUACAGCUGGCUGAACUCGAACAGGAGAGUACCUUCUCCUCUGCUUCCCAGGACCCCUGUUCCAGCUCAGAAGGCUGAGAUGGUUUG
This is a messenger RNA of Carlito syrichta (Philippine tarsier), 2170 nucleotides long. RefSeq names its product NUAK family kinase 2 (gene NUAK2). Gene Ontology annotation, molecular function: tau-protein kinase activity; ATP binding; protein serine/threonine kinase activity. The transcript is spliced from 7 exons. Bases 159 to 2060 code for a protein of 633 amino acids. Gene Ontology annotation, biological process: protein phosphorylation; intracellular signal transduction; microtubule cytoskeleton organization. The record is from RefSeq and is a predicted model, not a curated record. Gene Ontology annotation, cellular component: cytoplasm. NCBI's taxonomy places the organism in Eukaryota, Metazoa, Chordata, Mammalia, Primates, Tarsiidae.